This is a messenger RNA of Pseudomyrmex gracilis, 1145 nucleotides long. Its product is annotated as protein lifeguard 4-like. The record is from RefSeq and is a predicted model, not a curated record. Gene Ontology annotation, cellular component: membrane. The coding region runs from base 225 to 974 and encodes 249 amino acids. Gene Ontology annotation, biological process: negative regulation of apoptotic process. The transcript has 6 exons. Lineage: Eukaryota; Metazoa; Arthropoda; Insecta; Hymenoptera; Formicidae.
UUAUGUCUUUUCUGAUUUUGUUUCAUUCCGCUAUUUCGUUCUUGUCGCACUCUCAGCUUAGUGGCAAUACCUUUAUCUCUUGGAAGACGUUGGGACUUCUACCGUUUCUACUCAAUUAAAAUGCGCACAUAAAAUGUCAAAUAAUUGACGUCUGCUAAAUCGCAUAAAUUCAGCUUGAGUAAUUAAAUUUGAUUUUUGAGUUUCUCUCGGACAAUAAAGAAAAAAUGACUACUCAACCUUUAAUCUUUGUUGAGGAAGAUGUUGAGAAGGGUGGUAAGGAACAAGCUGAACAUGAAAUACAAAAUGAUUUUGCAUACAGGAACAAUGUUCAUAAUGCAGACAUCAAGAUACGAAUGGGUUUCUUGAGAAAAGUUUAUGGAUUGUUGAGUAUUCAAUUAUUGAUGACAUUCGCAAUUGGUGCAGUAUUCAUCUUGAAUUCAUCUGUCAAAUUAUAUGUGCAGGAAAAUUCAUGGACCAUAGGCUUGGCAUUUUUCUCAACACUGGGAAUUUUAAUUGCUUUGAUGAUAAAGAGAAAAGAUCAUCCUGCUAAUUUAAUUCUUUUAGGUGCAUUUACCCUGACACAAGCAUAUACAGUUGGAGUUAUGGUGUCUAUGUUUGAAGUCACAAUUGUCUUGGAAGCUCUAUUCAUUACACUGACAGUUGUGCUUGGUCUAACAGCUUAUACUUUUCAAUCCAAACGUGAUUUCUCAUUUUUGGGAUUUGGAUUAUUUAUUGGACUUUGGUGCCUCUUACUUGGUGGAUUAUUUCAAAUCUUCCUUCAGAGUACCGCAAUGGAACUAGCUAUAAGCGUUGGAGGUGCAAUACUGUUUUGUUUGUUUAUAGUUUUCGACACGCAAGCAAUAAUGCACAAUCUUUCACCGGAAGAGUAUAUCUUGGCGACAAUUAAUCUUUACUUAGAUAUAAUCAAUUUAUUCUUGCAUAUCUUACGAGCUCUUGCAAUUUCAAAGCAAUAAGUUUAUUUAAAAAAAAAAAAGUAUUGCUUAUAUAAGAAUAUGAAGUUUUGAUUAUUUUAUUUUAUAAAUCUUAUGUAUGCGAGAGUUCUUCAGUAUGUAAUAAAGAUAUUUUUUUUUUUAAAUAGUUUUAGCUCUUAAUGUAAAUACUCUAUAUAUAUAAUAUAUAUAUAU